UUGGCACCGUAUGGAAGCUUCAAAACACCCUUUAAACUAGCCUUCAACAUCACAAACUCUCAUACACACAACAACUAACACCGAAAAACGUAGUCAUUGCAAAUCAUGGCACAUCAUAGCCUCACAAAUAAUGUCCACUACAAAUCCAUUCAAUCAUUAGUCUUUUCCUUUCCACACCCUUUUCUUGUAAUCUAAGUUUUUUCUUCUUUUUCUUUUAACUUUUCUCAAUUUAUACCCAUUCUCACCCGAGAGAGCUCACAACAAGAAGAAGAAAAGAUGACCUCAGUUUGCAUAUCGCACUGCCUGAACGAUGCACGUGUUCCGGUGAGGGCAACGUACGUGAACCUUUACAAGUGGCCGGAAUCGGAUGCGGAGUUUGUGAGGUCAGUGAGUUCCAACAGAGAAAAGGGUUCCCAUGUGUACGGACACCCGAGGGUGGUGGACAGUAUCUCCUGCAGGCAGAUGUAUCUGAGAAGCUACACCUUCUCCAGGGAAGAAGAUAAGGACGGCGACAAAGCUCAGAAAUGUUUUGGCGUGAAGAAGAAGAAGAAACGUGAGAACAACAACUCAAAGCCCGAGACUGGGAAAAGAAAGUGCUUCGUUUGGAGUAAGGCUAAGGAGAUCUCAUGUUCUGCUUUGUCUAGGUUUUUCCGAAGGGUCUUGUUCUGCUCCGCCAGUGUAGAUGUUGUCCACGAUAAAUAUUGAAUUUUUUAUUUUUAACCAAGUUCUCGAUUUCCUUUUUCUUUAUAUAUAUAUAUAUAUAUACUCUGUUUCUAUUUAUGAUCCAGUGAGAAGAAUCUGUUAGUGUA
Messenger RNA from Vigna angularis (adzuki bean), 809 nucleotides. RefSeq lists its product as uncharacterized. The transcript has a single exon. Lineage: Eukaryota; Viridiplantae; Streptophyta; Magnoliopsida; Fabales; Fabaceae. The record is from RefSeq and is a predicted model, not a curated record. The coding region runs from base 277 to 705 and encodes 142 amino acids.